Messenger RNA from Suillus plorans, 237 nucleotides. RefSeq lists its product as uncharacterized. Lineage: Eukaryota; Fungi; Basidiomycota; Agaricomycetes; Boletales; Suillaceae. The record is from RefSeq and is a predicted model, not a curated record. The transcript has a single exon. The annotation marks the transcript as partial.
UGUAUGUGCGCCUUUAACAUCAUUCAGAAAUGGACAAUUUCUAAGCUUGUCGCACCGAAAGCAGGAAUUCGACUACGGCAGGCAAGAAUGGACCUUUUCCUUCGAGCCAUCGAGAUUGCCCGCCUAAGGAGCAUGAACGCUGGUUCUGCAUCCCUCGGGUGUGGGGACCGACCUUGUGUCCAGUCUUUCAUCGAGGCUGUCCUAACCUUCGUCAUUGUCAGUUCAGAGAGCCAUGUG